Messenger RNA from Lichtheimia ornata, 285 nucleotides. RefSeq lists its product as uncharacterized. The record is from RefSeq and is a predicted model, not a curated record. Bases 1 to 285 code for a protein of 94 amino acids. The transcript has 2 exons. Lineage: Eukaryota; Fungi; Mucoromycota; Mucoromycetes; Mucorales; Lichtheimiaceae.
AUGCUGAGCUGCUCUUUUUGGGUUGAAUCAGUUGUGCCCAUAUUCAAGUAUCUUGGUGCCUCAAACAACCUCAUUGUCUUCAGCUGGUGUGAGUCAAUGGUGUUAUCGCACAGCAAAUCCCAAAUCAUACCAGACACAUGGAAGAAUGAUACCGACAAGUUGUUUGCCGAAGGUGUGGGCAGGAAUGGCGAUACUGAAAUGGUGCUCAUGGAGUUCUCGCCUUCGGCAACAGUGACAAAAACCACAUCAGAAGCAUCGACAGCAGCUGAAUCAAUAGCGAGAUAG